Molecule: messenger RNA, 411 nt
Organism: Penaeus chinensis
Lineage: Eukaryota; Metazoa; Arthropoda; Malacostraca; Decapoda; Penaeidae
Product: histone H3.3A-like
Exons: 1
Coding region: 1-411 (136 amino acids)
Cellular component (GO): nucleosome
Molecular function (GO): protein heterodimerization activity; structural constituent of chromatin; DNA binding
Source: RefSeq, a predicted model, not a curated record
AUGGCCCGCACCAAGCAGACUGCCCGCAAGUCCACAGGGGGGAAAGCCCCACGCAAGCAACUGGCUACCAAAGCCGCUCGCAAAUCCGCCCCUGCGUCAGGAGGUGUCAAAAAGCCCCACCGAUACCGUCCCGGCACGGUGGCCCUUCGGGAGAUCCGUCGUUACCAGAAGUCGACGGAAUUGCUGAUCCGUAAACUACCCUUCCAGCGGCUUGUAAGGGAGAUCGCUCAAGACUUCAAGACGGAUCUCAGGUUCCAGAGCGCGGCCAUCGGGGCGCUACAGGAAGCCUCUGAGGCCUACCUCGUUGGGCUCUUUGAGGACACUAACUUGUGCGCCAUUCAUGCCAAGAGGGUCACCAUCAUGCCCAAGGACAUCCAACUGGCAAGACGCAUCCGAGGAGAAAGGGCCUAA